AUGUCGGGUCUCGACGGCGUGUUCAAAUCAUUCACUCACGACGCGCCCGCUAUGGACGGGCGUACAUUUGUGAAGUUGUGUAAGGACUGCAAGGUAUUUGACAAGAACUACACGACAACGGACGCCGACCUUGUCUUCACAAAAGUGAAGGCAAAGGGCGCCAAGACCAUCACUUUCGCCGAGUUCGAGGCGGCGAUCGGCCUCAUCGCGGAAAAGAAGAAAGUCUCUGCGCAGGAGCUCUCGGCACAAAUAUCUUCAGCCAGCGGCCCCGUUUACAGUGGAACGAAAGCCCUUCCGAACAAAUUUCAUGACGAUAAAUCUCUGUACACAGGGGUCCAUGCCAACGGAGGUCCAAGUACCGUCGAUGGCAACAUCAACGACAUUUCGCAGAUCCUUGACCGAUCUGCAGCAACAGUGAGAGGCACGAAAAUGUAA
Molecule: messenger RNA, 435 nt
Organism: Neospora caninum
Lineage: Eukaryota; Apicomplexa; Conoidasida; Eucoccidiorida; Sarcocystidae
Product: tubulin polymerization-promoting protein family member 3, related
Exons: 1
Coding region: 1-435 (144 amino acids)
Biological process (GO): positive regulation of protein polymerization; microtubule bundle formation; microtubule polymerization
Cellular component (GO): microtubule
Molecular function (GO): tubulin binding
Source: RefSeq, a predicted model, not a curated record